This is a messenger RNA of Mesitornis unicolor (brown roatelo), 1956 nucleotides long. It is a transcript of the gene KLHL8, whose product is annotated as kelch-like family member 8. Lineage: Eukaryota; Metazoa; Chordata; Aves; Mesitornithiformes; Mesitornithidae. Gene Ontology annotation, molecular function: protein binding. The transcript is spliced from 9 exons. The record is from RefSeq and is a predicted model, not a curated record. The coding region runs from base 103 to 1956 and encodes 617 amino acids.
GCAGGAAGAUGAACAGAACUAAACUGCCGUGACUCCUGAUGGGCUGGAUUUUGUCUUGGUGGGAGUUUUUGAAGAUUCAUGCAGUGAAAGAAGAAACAGCCAAUGGCUUCAGAAUCCAUGGUCCCAGAGCAGGCAAAACAACAUCUGAUAAAGGGAAAAAGGCAGCAGCAGCAGCGGCAAACUAGGUCUUCCAACAGUGAUGGUGAAGAUGAUAUCUUUGUGUUUGAAGCAAAUGAGGCGUGGAAGGAUUUUCACAGUUCUCUUCUUCACUUCUUUGAAGCUGGAGAGCUCUGCGAUGUUACACUGAAGGUUGGUUCAAAGCUUAUCUCCUGCCACAAACUGGUGCUAGCUUGUGUUAUACCUUACUUCAGAGCCAUGUUUCUCUCCGAAAUGGCUGAAGCCAAGCAGACAUUGAUCGAGAUCAAGGAUUUUGAUGGUGAUACAAUACAAGAUCUAGUGAAAUUUGUGUACUCCUCCCGGCUUACUCUGACGGUGGAUAAUGUCCAGCCUCUUCUGUACGCUGCUUGCAUUCUUCAGGUGGAACUGGUAGCAAAGGCGUGCUGCGAAUACAUGAAGCUGCACUUCCAUCCCUCCAACUGCCUGGCGGUCAGAGCGUUUGCAGAGAGUCACAACCGCAUUGACUUGAUGGAGAUGGCCGAUCAGUACGCUUGCGAACAUUUUACUGAAGUGGUGGAGUGCGAAGACUUUGUGAGCGUGUCACCACAGCACCUCCAUAAACUCCUGUCCUCCAGUGACCUGAAUAUUGAAAAUGAAAAGCAAGUUUACAACGCUGCUAUCAAGUGGUUACUAGCCAAUCCACAGCAUCAUGCCACGUGGCUGGAUGAAAUACUUGCGCAGGUACGGCUGCCUCUCUUGCCCGUAUGUUUCCUUAUGGGUGUUGUGGCAAAGGAAGAGAUUGUCAAGCAGAAUCUAAAAUGUAGGGAUUUGCUGGAUGAAGCAAGAAACUACCACCUUCACCUGAGCAGCAGGGCAGUGCCAGACUUUGAGUACUCCAUUCGCACAACACCAAGGAAGCAGACUGCUGGUGUGCUGUUCUGUGUUGGUGGUAGAGGUGGAUCGGGUGACCCGUUUCGCAGCAUUGAAUGUUACUCUAUCAGUAGGAACAACUGGUUCUUUGGCCCUGAAAUGAACAGCAGGAGAAGGCACGUGGGUGUGAUCUCUGUAGGAGGUAAAGUCUAUGCAGUAGGGGGACAUGAUGGAAAUGAACACUUGGGAAGCAUGGAAGUAUUUGAUCCUCUCACUAACAAGUGGAUGAUGAAGGCAUCAAUGAACACAAAGAGGAGAGGAAUCGCUCUUGCCUCCCUUGGUGGCCCCAUUUAUGCAAUAGGGGGUUUAGAUGACAACACUUGCUUCAGCGAUGUGGAGAGAUACGACACGGAGUCUGACCGAUGGAGCGCAGUCGCCCCAAUGAACACUCCCAGGGGAGGAGUCGGCUCUGUUGCCCUCAUGAACCAUGUUUAUGCUGUGGGUGGCAAUGACGGCGUAGCAUCUCUUUCCAGUGUGGAGAAAUACGAUCCCCAUUUGGAUAAGUGGAUAGAGGUGAAAGAGAUGGGUCAGCGACGAGCUGGCAAUGGUGUCAGCGAGCUCCACGGCUGCUUGUAUGUUGUCGGUGGCUUUGAUGACAACUCUCCACUGAGCUCAGUGGAGCGGUUUGACCCACGCAGUAACAGAUGGGAAUACGUAGCAGAGCUUACAACUCCAAGGGGUGGCGUUGGCAUAGCGACACUGAUGGGUAAAAUUUUUGCAGUUGGAGGUCAUAAUGGCAACGCAUACCUGAAUACAGUGGAAGCAUUUGAUCCCAUAGUAAAUAGGUGGGAACUUGUUGGCUCUGUGUCACACUGCAGGGCAGGGGCAGGUGUGUCUGUGUGCUCUUGUCUCAGCAGCCAGAUCCGGGACGUGGGCCAAGGAUCCAGCAAUGUUGUUGACUGCAUGUGA